Messenger RNA from Diuraphis noxia (Russian wheat aphid), 778 nucleotides. RefSeq names its product golgin A5. Gene Ontology annotation, cellular component: Golgi cisterna; Golgi membrane. Gene Ontology annotation, biological process: retrograde transport, vesicle recycling within Golgi; Golgi organization. The record is from RefSeq and is a predicted model, not a curated record. Lineage: Eukaryota; Metazoa; Arthropoda; Insecta; Hemiptera; Aphididae.
GUGCCUUAGCGAAGGUACUUAUAUAUUAUUAUCUCUAUAGUUAAUGAUUAUUAUGUGUAUUUUAUAUGGUACGACGAAAUUACUGCUACUACAGAUUUGAUUAAAAUUAAACGCUGCUACCUUGUAGUUUGUACCUACUACCUAUUUACUGGCUGCUUAAUGAGUUAUGACUACCGGUUGUUACAAAAUAAAGUGAAAAUAUGUGUUAACAGUACAAUAUUUAUUGCUKAGUAUUAUUCACUAUUUAACAUUUUAACCAAAGUUUAAAAGUUUCUAUAUUUUGCUGACCAUGUAUUAAUUAAACACUAACGAGUUCUUGACAAUUAAUUACUUGAAAACAUGUCAUGGCUCAUAGACUUGGCCGGUAAAGCGGAACAUUACCUGGAUAAAAUCGACCAGAACACAGCGGUAGUUUUACAACAUCAAAAGGAAAAGCCACUGAAAGACGUUUUCAAAACACCAGUAUCAGAAAAUGUGUCAGUUGAAAUCGAAAAUAAACCCAUUACGUCGGUUCCUAGUUCACCUGCCACAAAGUCAUUACUAAAGAAGCCUAAAAGUGAUUCUCGCAUAUCCGAUGAGCACCUAUUGCAGUAUUUAAACAGUCAAGAUUCGACAAUCCAAUCUCAAUAUGAGGGUCAAUCUACUACUUAUCUUGAUAAUUCAAUUGAUCCAGUAUCCAAACCGUUGACCGAGGAAAAUUACAUGUUGAAAAAUGAAAUAAGAACGUUAAAUAAUGAAAUGUCCUUAUUGCAAUAUAAAUUGAAAACUGCAGAUAAAG